GGGAAGUCACGGAAAUGGGAAUUUUGAGAGAGAGGGUUAUAGAGAGAGAGAGAGACAUCACCAGGAAGAGCAAACACACGAGACAGGGAGAAAGAAAGGGAAAGAGGGAUAGUGACAGAGAAGGGAUUGGGUUGUCUUUCAGUUUCAGAUCAACUUCUUUUAGGCAAAAAGAAUUAUAUUAUUAUCAUUAUAUAAAUAUCAUAAUUAUUUAUUAUAAAUUAUUUCUUUCCGAAGUUGGAAGAGGAGAUCAAGGUGAGGCGGGGUGUGUUGUGUCCCUGUGAGAUCUCUUUGGCUGUGUUUAUAAAUAUACAUAUACUAUUGCUUCUUGGUAUUAUACUAACACCAAGAAGGUCUCUUCCCUUUCUUCUUCCUUUGAGAGAACCGAGAAAACUUUGGUUUAGCAGAUCAAGAAUCCGCAGGAACUCCAAUGGCUUUUAUGUCCGAGGUCAACACAAGUUUCUCUCACUAUAUGGAUGAUGAAUAUGAGAAACUCUUCAGAAGAAUGAACCCUCCCAGGGUUGUAAUUGAUAAUGAAGCCAGCCAGAAUACUACUGUUAUAAGGGUUGAUAGUGCAAACAAGCACGGAAUACUUCUUGAAGUUGUGCAGGUCCUCACUGAUCUAAACCUUAUCAUAACUAAGGCUUACAUAUCUUCUGAUGGUGGAUGGUUCAUGGAUGUUUUUAAUGUCACUGACCAACAUGGAAACAAGGUCACAGAUGAAGCUAUUCUGGAUUAUAUUCGAAAAUCCCUUGGACCUGAAUCAUGCUUUCCAUCCAUGAGAUCUGUUGGGGUUAAGCAAUCAACGGAGUACACUACAAUAGAGCUAAUGGGAACUGAUAGGCCAGGAUUGCUUUCAGAAGUGAGUGCGGUUCUGACCGAUCUCAAAUGCAAUAUAGUGAAUGCAGAAAUCUGGACUCAUAAUACCAGAGCAGCAGCUGUUGUGCAUGUUAAUGAUGAGGAAACCGGGUCUGCCAUUAAUGACCCGGAGAAGCUAAACCUGGUGAAGGAGCUUCUCUGCAAUGUGCUUUGUGGUGGGAAUAGGAACAGAAGUGCUAAGACUGAGGUCACUGAUGAAGUUACCCAUACCGAGCGAAGACUUCACCAGAUGAUGUUUGCUGAUAGGGACUAUGAACGAGCUGAUGAUAGCAGCAACAGCAACAUUGGGUUUGAUGAGAAGCAAAGACCAAAUGUGAAUGUUGUUCAUUGGUCAGACAAGGAUUAUUCUGUAGUUACUAUCCAAUCCAAGGAUAGGCCAAAGCUUCUCUUCGACGCAGUUUGUACUCUGACAGACAUGCAGUAUGUAGUUUUCCAUGCUAAUAUAGAUGCCGAGGGGCCCGAAGCAUAUCAGGAGUACUAUAUCAGACAUGUAGAUGGGUCCCCUGUGAAAUCAGAUGCAGAAAGGCAAAGAGUUAUGCAAUGUCUUGAAGCUGCAAUCGAGAGACGAGCAUCUGAGGACUUGAAGCUAGAGCUCUGCACCGAUGACAGGGUCGGGUUACUAUCUGAUGUAACCCGAAUCUUCAGGGAGAACAGCCUCACGGUUACAAGAGCAGAAGUGACCACAAAAGGUGGCAAAGCUGUGAAUACCUUCUAUGUUCGAGGAACCUCAGGAUGUCCUGUUGAUUCCAAGACCUUAGAGUCGAUUCGCCAAACAAUAGGAGACAGCAUCCUUAAAGUUAAGGGCCUACCUUCGGAGCCGAAACCACCGGUUCAGGAUUCCCCCACAAGGUUCCUCUUUGGUGGCCUCUUCAAGUCCAAGUCAUUUGCUAACUUUGGCUUAGUUAAGUCCUACUCUUGAGGAUAUGAGGCAUUCUCAAAAUCUCAAGUAGGCAGUGCCUAUGUAACACCACAUCCUGGAUCAGGAUCCUCUAAAAUUCACAACAUUGGAGGCUUAUCAGAUAAUCAGAAAUUUAGUUGAUACCAAUCUGAGCGACCAGUUUUGCUGCUUAAGAAUUGCAUGUUAGGUAAAGUCUGCUUACAGAAAGAGAAUUUAUUCUAGCCAUGGCCUUGUACAGUAAAAGCCUGAAGAUAUGCAAAACUGAGUCAGAGAAACCCUAGAGGAAGUGAAACUGUUAGUUUUAGAGGGUGUAGGGAAAAUGAGAUCAAACAAGGGGAUGGAGGUGAAGCUUACGAGAGAAAAUGCCUUUGUAAAUUCGUUUCUAAUGGUCACUCUGGGGCCCAGUCAUUGAGGGAGAGAAUAUGUGGUGGUGUUUCAAUUCAAGUGUCAAACACUAUUUGUACAUAUAUCAGUUCAUCUGCUCUAUCAUUUUACUAUUGUGAAUUCUCAACUCUUGGUGGUGUAAUUAGAUGAGAUUCUUCUCAUGUUUUUCUUA
Prosopis cineraria is the source of this 2330-nucleotide messenger RNA. Its product is annotated as ACT domain-containing protein ACR4-like. The transcript has 8 exons. The record is from RefSeq and is a predicted model, not a curated record. Lineage: Eukaryota; Viridiplantae; Streptophyta; Magnoliopsida; Fabales; Fabaceae. Bases 428 to 1795 code for a protein of 455 amino acids.